This is a messenger RNA of Anopheles maculipalpis, 420 nucleotides long. Its product is annotated as pupal cuticle protein Edg-78E-like. The record is from RefSeq and is a predicted model, not a curated record. Lineage: Eukaryota; Metazoa; Arthropoda; Insecta; Diptera; Culicidae. The transcript has 2 exons. The coding region runs from base 3 to 413 and encodes 136 amino acids. Gene Ontology annotation, cellular component: chitin-based extracellular matrix. Gene Ontology annotation, molecular function: structural constituent of chitin-based larval cuticle.
ACAUGUUCCGAGUGUUCGUUAUUGCUGCCCUGGCCGCCGUUGCCGUCGCCCAGAACCCAGAUGCCGAUGCACAGAUCCUGAGCUCCGACAGUUCCGUCAACCCGGACGGCUCGUACGCCUGGAACUACGAGACGAGCAAUGGUAUCCGGGCCCAGGAGGAAGGAGUCGGUGGCCAAUCGGCCCAGGGCUCCGCUUCGUGGACUGACCGUGACGGUACGCCGAUUCAGCUGACGUACGUUGCCGACGAGAACGGAUUCCAGCCGCAGGGUGCUCAUUUGCCCCGCGAAGGCCCCGUCCCGGCCCAUGUCCUGAAGACGCUCGAGUUCAUCCGUGCCAACCCGCCCAAGGAUGACCCGAACUUCAACAUCCAGGCGCUGGAAGCUGAAAUCGCCAGACUGCAGGCUCUCCAGUAAAGCGACA